This is a messenger RNA of Ixodes scapularis (black-legged tick), 555 nucleotides long. Its product is annotated as 4-coumarate--CoA ligase 1-like. NCBI's taxonomy places the organism in Eukaryota, Metazoa, Arthropoda, Arachnida, Ixodida, Ixodidae. The transcript is spliced from 3 exons. The coding region runs from base 1 to 555 and encodes 184 amino acids. The record is from RefSeq and is a predicted model, not a curated record. Gene Ontology annotation, molecular function: CoA-ligase activity.
AUGAUGACCCAGGUUAUGGACAUAACCAGCGGAAAAUCUCUCGGCCCCUAUCGUAAUGGCGAGAUUCCGGUUCAUGCCCGAGGCGUCAUGAAGGGCUACUUUGGGCGUCCUGAAGCAACCGCUGAAGUCUUGAGCAACGAUGGAUGGUUGCGUACAGGAGAUUUAGGCUGCUACGACGCUAAAGGGCUGAUCCAUGUUAUUGAGAAAUUGAAAGAGAUGGUAAAAUGCAUGGAUAAUGUCGUCACCCCUGCGGAGCUGGAGGAAAUUUUGAACACCCACGAGGCUGUCGCAGAGGCCGCAGUUGUGGGCGUUCCAAGCUCCAAGUAUGGCGAGGCUCCAACAGCCUGUGUCGCUGUCAAAGACGGCUUCGAGAAAAACCUCAAGAGUCUGGCGACAGAACUGAAGGAGCUAAUUGCAGGUCAAGCAGCAGUGUUCAAGCAGCUGUAUGGAGGCGUUUUGUUUAUGAAAUCUCUUUCCAAGUCCGAUAGCGGAAAAAUCCUGAGAGAAGACCUCAAAACAAAGGUUGCCCAUGAAAUAGAGAAGUUGAAAAAAUAG